Closterium sp. Naga37s-1 is the source of this 351-nucleotide messenger RNA. Lineage: Eukaryota; Viridiplantae; Streptophyta; Zygnematophyceae; Desmidiales; Closteriaceae. The record is from the annotation of a GenBank genome assembly.
AUGUCCCAGCGCGUUUCCUGUGCUUGUGGUGGUGCUGCUUCCUCCCUCCUCCCUAUUCCUUCUCCCGUUUCAGCUUCCCUUGCCCUGCCUGAGCUCUCAGGCAGCUCAGCUGCCCCCACUUAUUCGAUUGUUCCUUGCCUCUCCCCCUCAUCUUCAACUUCUGCCCUACUUGCCAUGGCUCUCCCUCCCACCACUCUUCCUCCUCUUCCUCUUGGUCUGGAUAACGGCCCGGGAUCCCCUGAUGAUCAUUCAGCCUUUCCGCUCGCUGCUCAUGCGGCACUCCCUUUCUCCUCAUCUCCCAUACCUCAUUCUCCAAAUGUUCGAGCAGGAUCUCCGCCUCCUCUUCCUUGA